AUGCCGCCGAGCUCUCCCAAGGCGAGCAUGGUGCAGAGGGCCGGCAAGGCUUGGGUAGAUGCUGCCGAAGCAUGUGCGAAAUUCAUUACCGACAACUUGACUAAGAAGAACGUGGCAAAGCUGGUGGCUGGCACAGUGGUUUCGGGCGGCGGGAUGGCUGUUGACGCGGCGAGCGGCGCCGCAGCGGCAGCGAAGGGGGACAAGAAAGGCGCCAAGGAUCCCGCGGUGAAUGUCGUCAAGGGCGCUGGCUCACUCGCGGCUACCGCUGUGGCGGGUCCCGUUGGCACAGUCGCGUUCAACGCGGCGACCUUCGCCGGGGGCAAGGCGAAAAACCCUCGUGGAAAAAGAGGUCAGGGGAGUGGGAUGGUGCAGGAAGAGGGGGCACAAGCGGACAGUGGAAGGGUAGGAUAG
Messenger RNA from Closterium sp. Naga37s-1, 411 nucleotides. NCBI's taxonomy places the organism in Eukaryota, Viridiplantae, Streptophyta, Zygnematophyceae, Desmidiales, Closteriaceae. The record is from the annotation of a GenBank genome assembly.